AUGUCUUGUGUUGGUUUGGUCUUCGAAAGAUUAAAGAAAGGAAAGAACGAACAUGCAAUUCAUUUCGUGCUUGUGACAAGUUGUAAAGUCACAUUAAUGAUAGCACAAAAAGGAAAGAAAAUUGAAGAGAAAACUUUUUUUUGCUUGGUCUGCGGCAAUCCCAAGAAAAGAAUCCCAAAAAGUUGA
Clunio marinus is the source of this 186-nucleotide messenger RNA. The record is from the annotation of a GenBank genome assembly. Lineage: Eukaryota; Metazoa; Arthropoda; Insecta; Diptera; Chironomidae.